This is a messenger RNA of Pongo pygmaeus (Bornean orangutan), 5814 nucleotides long. It is a transcript of the gene CADPS, whose product is annotated as calcium dependent secretion activator. Gene Ontology annotation, biological process: synaptic vesicle exocytosis; positive regulation of exocytosis; dense core granule exocytosis. The coding region runs from base 651 to 4760 and encodes 1369 amino acids. The transcript is spliced from 30 exons. Lineage: Eukaryota; Metazoa; Chordata; Mammalia; Primates; Hominidae. The record is from RefSeq and is a predicted model, not a curated record. Gene Ontology annotation, cellular component: glutamatergic synapse.
AAACAGCCCGCUCGGCUGGUUCCUGGAUUUCUCCCUCCCCCAAGAACUUUUUGUCCGCGGGAGGGGAAAUGGGGUUGAGGCAGUGAGAGCCAGAGAUCAACAAAAAAAUUAUCCACGAAGCCGGCAGGGGAGGAGGGUGGCAAGGUAUUGAGGUCAGAAGUACUGAGGCUCUGAGGACGCUCCGCGCUCUCCUCCCUCCAGCCCUCUGCAGCAGCCCUUUACGCCGCGGACACGGGAGAGUUAAGCCAAUAAACACGUAAGCGCCGCUCCCUCCCCAAUCGGCAAGAUGCCUCUUCGGCUCUUGGCUGCAUCGACAGCUUGCAACACUCGGCAUCUUUUCUGGAGGCGCCUCCUUCAGCGGCCGCAGAUGGCAUCCGGCUGCGGGCUCGGGGCUCGCAAUUGAUUCUCCCCCUUGCCCACCUCGAGUCCACGGACGCACCUCUCCCUUCCCGCUUCUGGGUCUGAGCCCAGCUCGCGACCGCCGGGCAGAGGAUCAGUCGCGGCGGCCGAGGCUGAGCAGCAGCGCUCUCGCUCCCUGACCUGGGGAGAAGCGCCCACCCGGGAGAGCUGAUUCCCGGCUGCCUCCAGCGCCCCCCACCUUUUGCACUCCAAGCCGGGGGCUCCAGAGACCCCGCUCCCCAGGCGCCACUAUGCUGGACCCUUCGUCCAGCGAAGAAGAAUCGGAUGAGAUCGUGGAGGAGGAGAGCGGCAAGGAGGUGCUAGCCUCGGCCGCGUCUAGCGCGCGCCUGUCUCCCAGCCGUACCAGCGAGGGCUCGGCCGGCAGCGCUGGGCUGGGGGGCGGCGGCGCCGGCGCCGGAGCCGGGGUGAGUGCAGGCGCCGGCGGGGGCAGCGGCGCUAGCAGCGGCGGCGGGGCCGGGGGGCUGCAACCCAGCAGCCGCGCUGGCGGCGGCCGGCCCUCCAGCCCCAGCCCGUCGGUGGUGAGCGAGAAGGAGAAGGAAGAGUUGGAGCGGCUGCAGAAAGAGGAGGAGGAGAGGAAGAAGAGGCUGCAGCUGUAUGUGUUCGUGAUGCGCUGCAUCGCCUACCCCUUUAAUGCCAAGCAGCCCACCGACAUGGCUCGCCGGCAGCAGAAGAUCAGCAAACAGCAGCUGCAGACAGUCAAGGACAGGUUUCAGGCUUUCCUCAAUGGGGAAACCCAGAUCAUGGCUGACGAAGCCUUCAUGAACGCUGUGCAGAGUUACUAUGAGGUGUUCCUGAAGAGCGACCGUGUGGCCCGCAUGGUUCAGAGUGGAGGCUGUUCCGCCAACGACUCCCGGGAGGUCUUCAAGAAGCACAUUGAGAAGAGAGUGCGCAGCCUGCCUGAGAUUGAUGGCCUCAGCAAGGAGACUGUGCUGAGCUCCUGGAUGGCCAAAUUUGAUGCCAUCUACCGUGGAGAAGAGGACCCACGGAAGCAGCAGGCCCGGAUGACAGCCAGCGCAGCCUCCGAGCUGAUUCUGAGCAAGGAGCAACUCUAUGAGAUGUUCCAGAACAUUCUUGGGAUCAAGAAGUUCGAACAUCAGCUCCUGUACAAUGCCUGCCAGCUGGACAACCCAGAUGAGCAAGCAGCCCAGAUCAGACGAGAGCUGGAUGGACGUCUACAAAUGGCAGACCAAAUAGCCAGGGAACGCAAAUUUCCCAAGUUUGUAUCCAAAGAAAUGGAAAACAUGUACAUUGAGGAGCUGAAGUCAUCUGUCAACCUGCUCAUGGCCAACUUGGAGAGUAUGCCGGUAUCCAAAGGCGGGGAGUUCAAGCUCCAGAAACUCAAACGCAGCCACAAUGCUUCCAUCAUCGACAUGGGCGAGGAGAGUGAGAACCAGCUCUCCAAGUCAGAUGUCGUGCUGUCUUUCUCAUUGGAGGUGGUAAUUAUGGAAGUCCAAGGCCUCAAAUCUUUGGCUCCAAAUCGCAUCGUAUAUUGCACAAUGGAGGUGGAAGGAGGAGAGAAACUGCAGACUGAUCAGGCCGAGGCUUCUAAACCAACCUGGGGCACCCAGGGUGACUUCUCCACAACCCAUGCACUGCCAGCUGUGAAGGUGAAGCUGUUCACAGAGAGCACAGGCGUCCUGGCCUUGGAGGACAAGGAGCUCGGGCGGGUUAUUCUCCAUCCCACCCCGAACAGCCCCAAACAGUCAGAGUGGCACAAAAUGACAGUCUCCAAAAACUGCCCCGACCAAGAUCUCAAAAUCAAACUUGCUGUCCGAAUGGAUAAGCCUCAAAACAUGAAGCAUUCUGGGUAUUUAUGGGCCAUCGGUAAGAAUGUCUGGAAGAGAUGGAAGAAAAGAUUUUUUGUAUUGGUGCAGGUCAGUCAGUACACGUUUGCCAUGUGCAGUUAUCGGGAGAAGAAAGCAGAGCCUCAGGAACUUCUACAAUUGGAUGGCUACACUGUGGAUUACACCGACCCCCAGCCAGGUUUGGAGGGUGGCCGAGCCUUCUUCAAUGCUGUCAAGGAGGGAGACACCGUGAUAUUUGCCAGUGACGAUGAACAAGACCGCAUCCUGUGGGUCCAGGCCAUGUAUCGAGCCACGGGGCAGUCACACAAGCCUGUGCCCCCGACCCAAGUCCAGAAACUCAACGCUAAGGGAGGGAAUGUACCUCAGCUGGAUGCCCCUAUCUCUCAAUUUUACGCAGAUAGAGCUCAAAAACAUGGCAUGGAUGAAUUUAUCUCUUCCAACCCCUGUAACUUUGACCACGCUUCCCUCUUUGAGAUGGUACAACGCCUUACUUUGGAUCACAGACUUAAUGAUUCCUAUUCUUGUCUGGGCUGGUUCAGUCCUGGCCAGGUGUUUGUACUAGACGAGUAUUGCGCCCGAAAUGGAGUCCGGGGGUGUCACCGACAUCUCUGCUACCUCAGAGACUUGCUUGAACGGGCAGAAAAUGGCGCCAUGAUUGACCCCACCCUUCUUCACUACAGCUUUGCCUUCUGUGCAUCCCAUGUCCAUGGGAACAGGCCUGAUGGAAUCGGAACUGUGACUGUUGAAGAAAAGGAACGUUUCGAAGAAAUCAAAGAGAGGCUCCGAGUUCUGCUGGAAAAUCAGAUUACACAUUUUAGGUAUUGCUUUCCAUUUGGUCGACCUGAAGGUGCUUUGAAAGCUACUCUCUCACUCUUGGAAAGGGUUUUGAUGAAAGAUAUUGUUACCCCAGUGCCACAAGAGGAGGUAAAAACAGUCAUCCGUAAAUGUCUGGAACAGGCUGCGUUAGUCAACUAUUCUCGGCUCUCAGAGUAUGCCAAAAUCGAAGGGAAAAAGAGAGAAAUGUAUGAGCAUCCUGUCUUCUGCUUGGCCUCCCAAGUGAUGGAUUUAACCAUUCAGAAUCAAAAGGAUGCAGAAAAUGUAGGCCGAUUAAUCACUCCUGCCAAAAAGCUUGAAGAUACAAUACGUCUUGCUGAACUAGUUAUUGAAGUUCUUCAGCAAAAUGAGGAGCACCACGCAGAGGCCUUUGCGUGGUGGUCAGAUUUAAUGGUGGAGCAUGCGGAGACGUUCCUGUCACUCUUUGCAGUAGACAUGGAUGCAGCCUUAGAGGUGCAACCUCCAGACACAUGGGACAGUUUUCCACUAUUUCAGCUGCUGAAUGAUUUUCUCCGUACUGACUAUAAUUUGUGCAAUGGAAAAUUUCACAAACACCUGCAAGACCUGUUUGCCCCACUUGUUGUUAGAUAUGUGGAUCUGAUGGAGUCCUCAAUUGCACAAUCCAUUCACAGGGGCUUUGAGCGGGAGUCAUGGGAACCAGUCAAGAGUUUAACCAGUAACCUACCCAAUGUGAACCUACCCAAUGUGAACCUUCCCAAAGUACCAAAUCUACCAGUUAACAUCCCUCUAGGCAUCCCACAAAUGCCUACUUUUUCGGCACCGUCAUGGAUGGCUGCUAUAUAUGAUGCGGAUAAUGGGUCAGGCACCUCAGAAGAUCUGUUUUGGAAACUUGACGCCCUUCAGACCUUCAUUCGGGACUUGCACUGGCCUGAAGAAGAGUUUGGAAAGCACCUGGAACAACGGCUGAAGUUGAUGGCAAGUGACAUGAUCGAAUCUUGUGUCAAAAGAACCAGGAUUGCAUUUGAAGUUAAGCUGCAAAAAACCAGUCGAUCAACAGAUUUUCGAGUCCCACAGUCAAUAUGCACCAUGUUUAAUGUUAUGGUUGAUGCCAAAGCUCAAUCAACAAAACUUUGCAGCAUGGAAAUGGGCCAAGAGCAUCAAUACCAUUCAAAAAUAGACGAACUAAUUGAAGAAACUGUUAAAGAAAUGAUAACACUCUUGGUUGCAAAGUUCGUUACUAUCUUGGAAGGAGUGCUGGCAAAAUUAUCCAGAUAUGACGAAGGGACUUUGUUUUCUUCUUUUCUGUCAUUUACUGUGAAGGCAGCUUCCAAAUAUGUGGAUGUACCUAAACCCGGGAUGGACGUGGCCGACGCCUACGUGACUUUCGUCCGCCAUUCUCAGGAUGUCCUGCGUGAUAAGGUCAAUGAGGAGAUGUACAUAGAAAGGUUAUUUGAUCAAUGGUACAACAGCUCCAUGAACGUGAUCUGCACCUGGUUGACGGACCGGAUGGACUUACAGCUUCACAUUUAUCAGUUGAAAACACUAAUUAGGAUGGUAAAGAAAACCUACAGAGAUUUCCGAUUGCAAGGGGUCCUAGACUCCACCUUAAACAGCAAGACCUAUGAAACGAUCCGGAACCGUCUCACUGUGGAGGAAGCCACAGCAUCAGUGAGUGAAGGUGGGGGACUGCAGGGCAUCAGCAUGAAGGACAGCGAUGAGGAAGACGAAGAAGACGAUUAGACCGUUUGGUCCUAGAGUCCGCUGGGACAGAGUCCUGUAAUCAGUGCAUGUCCUUAGUCUGUUAGUUAAACCCAUUAGGGAAUUUUCUGUCAACUACCAUGCCCAUGAGAUGUUUAUCAAUACAACUGCCAUUUUAGCUAUGUGGUACCAAGAUUAGCAAAUGACCUUCAUAUCCACUGAUUUCCUGAUGUCCAUGUCUAUAUGUUUACAAGCAAUAUGGAGCACCAUUCUUUAAAUACUGUUCAUGGAGAAUACAUAGUCUAACCACUAGGCGUGUCCCUGUUAUCAGCAAAGAUCAGUGAUGCUUCAUUCAUGUACUAUGUAUGCAUUGGUGGUAAAUGGAUGUGAGGGCAAGUACACCAAGCACAUUCACUUUGUUUCACGUAUGUGGAUGCCAGUUAAUUAAAUGAGUACAUAAAUAAAUUAAUUAAAACACAUAGAUCUGCUUUGUGUUUUUAUUUUUAUUUUUUGAAAAACAAAAGGCAAGUCUCCAACAAUCAACUUUUGAUUCUUUCUGAUUCUUUCCCCUAAAACUAAAAAAUGAACCCCUUGUGUCCUUGUUAACCCAUCCUUUCAUUUACUUAUAUAAUUAGCCAAAAAAAGGAUGGCUACAUACCAAUGGAUUGAUUCUCUUAAUUGCCACGGCAAGGGGGCAAUCCUAUCAUGACUUAACAUCAAGCGCACAGUUCAAAACUACUGUCUUCUGUCAAAGUUUUCUCCUCUUAAAUGUUAUUUUGCUUUUACGUCUCAACUGUGUAUGUAAAAAAAACGAAUAUUUAAAUUACAACCCUAGACUAAAAAUGUGUUUAUAAUAAGAUGUGGAUAUUUCCUUCAGUAGAUUGUAACCAUAAUUUAAAUUAUUUUGUUCCACACUGUUUUUUAUAUCUGUCAUGUACAUUGCAUUUUGAUCUGUAACUGCACAACCCUGGGGUUUGCUGCAGAGCUAUUUCUUUCCAUGUAAAGUAGUGGAUCCAUCUUGCUUUUGCCUUAUAUAAAGCCUACAGUUAUGGAAGUGUGGAAAACUGUGGCUUCUCAAUAAAUAUUCAAAUGUCCU